UAGGAUCCAUGAAGUGCUCGUUGCCUCCGAUCUCAUCUGUCUCGAGCAUUUAGACUUUCUUACAAGACUCCUCCUGUUCAUCGCCCUCGGCACUCGUUGCAGUACGCAGAGAUGGCGGCGAUUCCCCCACCGAUGCCGACGAGCACGGCGAACUGGCACUGGAAGAACAAGACGGUGACGCCCUGGGCGCGGGCGUGGUUCGAGCGCGAGCUCGCCACCGUCGAGGUCAGCGGGGAGGGCGAGGAGAAGGUCGGCGUGCAGAAGUUGACCGACUUUGAGGGGGACGUGGAGCUUGGCCAGCGGAAGAGCAAGCUGAUCACGAUCUACGACUGCAAGGUCGAGCUGGAGUGGGCAGGGACCGCGUCGGAUGGGUCUGAAGUGACGGGCAAGCUCACCGUCCCGGAGGUCUCGCACGAGAUCACGCUCGAUGGCCUCUCAGACUACGUCUACCAUUGGACGCUGACGUCGCCGGCCUCGCCCCCGGCCGACGCGCUCCUCGCGCUCGCGAAGAAAAGCCUCCCCGCCGCGCUCGAGAAGAAGUUCGGGGAGUUCCCGGCGGCGCUCGUCGACACGCACGGGAAGGACCUGCAGGUGUCCUCCAGCGCGGAGCCCUCGCGCCAGGACACGCCCGCGCCAUCCGCGCCGUCCGCCAAGCCCUCCACGUCCGCGCCCGCCCCGGCGCCGGCGAAGAAGGCGCCGCGCGUGAACACGUCGUCGGUGAACGCGGAGGCGAACUUCAUGGCGGCCGCGGACGACCUGUUCGACCUGUUCACGAACGAGAAGCGCAUACCGAUGUGGACCCGCGCCCCCGCGGUGUCCGCCGCGAAGCCGGACACGGAGUACAGCCUGUUCGGCGGCGGCGUGAAGGGCAAGUACGUGAGCCUGACGCCGCCGAAGGAGAUAGUGCAGAGCUGGGCGCUGAGCAGCCCCACUUGGCCGGAUGACCACGUCGCGACCUUGACCACGACGCUCGACCAGGGUUCUGACUCUACGAAGGUCUCCUGGCGACUGGAGGGCGUCCCUCUCGGCAUGGAAGAGGAGACGCAGAGGAACCUGCAGGGAUACUACGUCCAUGGACUGAAAGCUAUCGGGUUGGGCACGGAGCUGUGAACGCAUGCGUACCAAGGUCGGUCGAGCCUCGAAACAAGGUGCGGACAUGGGGUCAUCCGUGGUUCGGGGGUGGUGGGAUACUGCGGUGUGCCGAUCACGGAAGGGUAGAGACAGAAGGAACGCAAGGUGUAUGCGUCGGCAGAAUACUAAUACAACAUUUGUACAUUGCUGCAUGUCUUUCUUUUUUGUCCGCUUUUGUCGACAACCCAGCAAGAAAAGAAGCACAGAAGACCAGCGAGAGGACAGCAAAUAUACGACGGAGAUGACCUAUAGACUCAACAGAAACCGAGAAACACAGCAUGGGCAACCAGGCUUUUACAGCGGAUGGGGGUUGUUCCAGAGGCGCUCGAUGAAUGCAAUGAGGAAUUUUGAGG
Messenger RNA from Fomitopsis serialis, 1484 nucleotides. RefSeq names its product activator of Hsp90 ATPase. The record is from RefSeq and is a predicted model, not a curated record. Lineage: Eukaryota; Fungi; Basidiomycota; Agaricomycetes; Polyporales; Fomitopsidaceae. The transcript is spliced from 8 exons. Gene Ontology annotation, cellular component: cytosol. Gene Ontology annotation, biological process: protein folding; positive regulation of ATP-dependent activity. Bases 112 to 1110 code for a protein of 332 amino acids. Gene Ontology annotation, molecular function: protein-folding chaperone binding; ATPase activator activity.